Messenger RNA from Cuscuta campestris, 1326 nucleotides. The record is from the annotation of a GenBank genome assembly. NCBI's taxonomy places the organism in Eukaryota, Viridiplantae, Streptophyta, Magnoliopsida, Solanales, Convolvulaceae.
CACACACACACACUAACUCUUAAUUCAUUCAUCUCUAAUCUUCUUUAAUUUCUUGGGCCAUAUAUCGUACACAAAGUCACAAACCCUGAAGUCUUUUCUUGUUUUCUUUCGUUGCGCCAUGGAAGUUUCCGUUUAUCAUCAGGACCCUAAUAACCUUCUUCCGGUUGCUGAGUCUGAAGCUCCACCGCCAGUUGGUUAUAGGUUCCAACCAGCGGAUUCCGAACUUCUUGACCAUUACUUGAGGAGGCUGAUCCACGAGGAGCCGUUGCCCGUGUCCUACCCGAGAAUCAUCCUCGCCAAUGUUUACGCGGAUCACCCUUCUGCCAUCUGGAGUCCUGGAGCGGCUCACGACGACACGGGCAGUGGGGCCGAGCUGCACUGCUACUUCUACACCGAACUACAAAGAUGGGGAGAAGGGUCGGGGAGCACGGGACACUGGGUUCUGGGGUACGACAAGUACUUCAACUACAAACCGAACACAAUCCAUCCCGGAGACGUGGAAUACGAGUGGGGCAUGCACGGAUUCACCUUGCACGGCUCGGAUAAUAAAUACGCAUUGUGCAAGAUUACCCGGAGGGCGAGGAGGAAGAAGUUGACGAGAGGCGCCAUUGGUGAAUCAGCAGCCACGUUAUUGUCUAAUAAUAACCAACAGCAAGAGGGAGAUGGUAUUGGUUUUGGUGAAAUUGUUCUUUCCAACCGUACAGAUCCUGCAAUAAGAGGUUGCUUUGAUAAGGUGUCUGAUCACGAUGAAGUUGGUUCUUCUUCUCCUCCUCCUCCUCCUCCUUCUACUACUACUUUUACAUUGGGAGGAGAUACGGACCGACAACAACGACGUUAUUGCCAAGGAUCAAUGGUGACGACGACGACGACGACCACCUCUUCUGUCUGUUUUGAAUUGGAAGAAUUUGGGGACAUUUUCCUCGACCUGGGGGACUUGAUACAACUUGACGAUAAUGUCAGAGAAGAGGACUGUCGUCAUCAUCAUCAACGACCAACAGUUGGCUCAAUAGGAAGCCAACAACAACAAAACACGCUGCCUGCAGCAAAAGAGCUCGCGUCGAAGAAGGAACGAGCCCGCGGGUGUGCUGAGCACGACGACCAACACGUAGUACACGAUGCCGGAGCGGAUGGAGCGAAGAGGUGCAGGCAUUGCUGACACUAUGUUUAAUUUCUAGCUGUUGUUGUCAAAUGUUGUGCAAUGGUCCUGAAAUGAGAAAUUGUCAUCAGGCUCUAGUGAUCGAGAAAGAUUUUGUAAAGUGAAUAGCAGAUAAGUUCUUAUGUGUGUGGAAUGGUUACUCUUUCUCUUAAUAACAGUAUCUUUGACUU